AUGAGCCGCCCGCAGCCACACCAACGUGCUGAAACCGCUGAAUACCUCCAAGGUUCGCAGCAGGAGAGAACCAUCCAGCCAGAAGAGACCGAUCAAGCCCACUCCGGUCAUGGAAGCGCCCAAAAUGACAACCCACGACCUGGACAGCCUCGCUCGACUGGGCAAAUCCAUUUUGUCGAGGUCAUGGAUGAAGAUUCUGUACUUUUGGAUCGCCUAAAUCUCGCGAUGGCUAUUCGAUUAGCCUGGGGAGACUUCGAGCUUGACGGAGACUCCGAGUCUGAUAUUUCGGCGGUGAUAGAGCUGCAGGCACGUUUAUUUCAGGACGCCAAUCGACGUCUGAUCCAGCGCCUAGAGCAGGGAAGCGUUGUGAUUGGAGAUAGUCCUCACCCCAAUACUGUCAAUGUCAAUGCCACCGUUGUCGCGCAAGUUGAACAAAAUCCAUCGGUGACCCGCGCGGCUCGUGGGCCAUUUGGUAUUGUGCGAGAGACAUCCCCCGAGGACGUGGCUAUUACGAACCUUCCAUUCAGACCGCGAGAUGAGAAGGUGAUGAAGGAUGUGUCUGGAAACCUGGUUCUCAAACGGCCAGGACGACCAUGA
Molecule: messenger RNA, 597 nt
Organism: Fonsecaea multimorphosa CBS 102226
Lineage: Eukaryota; Fungi; Ascomycota; Eurotiomycetes; Chaetothyriales; Herpotrichiellaceae
Exons: 1
Coding region: 1-597 (198 amino acids)
Source: RefSeq, a predicted model, not a curated record